Messenger RNA from Helobdella robusta, 1107 nucleotides. RefSeq lists its product as hypothetical. The record is from RefSeq and is a predicted model, not a curated record. Bases 1 to 1107 code for a protein of 368 amino acids. NCBI's taxonomy places the organism in Eukaryota, Metazoa, Annelida, Clitellata, Rhynchobdellida, Glossiphoniidae. The transcript has 2 exons.
AUGGCGUCCAGGUCACUUGUAAUAAAUGAGUUCCUGUAUUAUUUAGAAAAUAAUUGGAAUUUAAUUGAGAAUGAAACGUUUAUUAAUAAUAUAUCUGUAUUUUAUAUUCAUGAGGAUAUUGUAAAUGCAAUUAAAUUGCUAAAAAGUGAAUUAAAUAAUUUUAAAAGUGAAAAAAGUGAAAAAUUGCGGUCGCGGGGUAACAUGAAAAUUGAGAAAAUAUUGGAAUGUAUAUCGUUAAUUAAACAGUUGAAAGAAAACAAAUGUUGGGACAAAUGUCCAUUAUUUGUUAGUUGUAAUUUAAAUAAAGUCCCAAAGUCUGAAAAUUUGUUAACAUUGAACUUUGAAACUAUCAAACUAGAAUUAAAAGAUAUAUUGCACAAACAACAGGUCCAAUUUAACAAAGUUAUUGAAACUGUUGAAAAUAAUAAAGCUGAUAUUAUUUCAUUAAAAAACGUUAUUAAAACUGCUGAUAUUAAUAAACCAGAAGUAAAUACAUUGAAAAAUAAACUAAAUUCUAAUGUUGUAAGUGACUACAGUACUGAAAUGACAAACAAGGAGGGACAAAAUAAAAAUGUCAGUAGUUCUCUGUGGUCAGACAUAGCAAAGUCAGAAGACAACAGUACCCCGUUCUCAACUGUAAACGGAGAAACCAGCAACAACCCAACAAACAACAAACAAACUGGAAAAAAGACAGCUAUGAAAAUAAUUGGUAAAAAAGUUUCAAAUGAUUGCAAACUGAAGGCAGAUAAAAUCUUAAUGAAAAAAUCUGUGUUCUGUUUAAGCAAUGUCAGCAAGUGCCACAGAAAUGAUGUGAUGGCCUACCUAACCGACAAUGGUAUCCAUGUUGUUUCCUGUUAUCCCAUACUCAAACAACUCAAUAAAAUGGCACCAGCUUCUACAGCCGACGUCAAUAACAAUAAUAAUAGUCAAACUGAGAAUAAAAAAACAGAUGAAGAAGAAUCCAGUACGUUUAGAGUUUGCAUCGAUAGCUCUGAUUCUAAGAAAAUGAAAGACCCUGACAUAAUGCCCCAGCACAUUAUAGUACGCGAGUGGCAAUUCAAUAAGAAACCAGAAACAAUUGUCGAUCAAACAAAAAAAGAUGGAUAA